Pseudomassariella vexata is the source of this 2322-nucleotide messenger RNA. RefSeq lists its product as uncharacterized. NCBI's taxonomy places the organism in Eukaryota, Fungi, Ascomycota, Sordariomycetes, Amphisphaeriales, Pseudomassariaceae. The record is from RefSeq and is a predicted model, not a curated record. The transcript has a single exon. Bases 42 to 1970 code for a protein of 642 amino acids.
AGCUUGUUGCUCGUGCGCUCAGUUCCAGAUGAGGCCCGACUAUGCCUCCACGAAUGCCAUUGAGGCCCACUGGGGUAUCUCAUGCUGUCCUCAGGAAACCCGCUGCGAGUAGGGACCAGUCCGUGUGCUUGUUUUGUUCCCUAUCGAGAGGUUCCAGACCUACGCCGACGCUGACGCCGACACGCCAGCCGAAACGAAAAGCACUGCAUCACUAUCGCUUGGAAUCCACCGUCAAUACUAAUGCUACGUCCGAUGCACGGAAGGAACUGGAAGAUGCAUUGGUCGCAUUGCAGAAACAUGCAGCCAAUUAUGUAAAUUUGUCGAGAGUACAACUCGCCCUCAAUGGCUUGCGACAGAAGCCGGGCACAGAGUCUGUACGGGUCGCCAUAUUGGGUCUUACCAAUGGAUCUGAGUCUGGAAAGACGGCGAAAGAAGUGCUGAAACUCCUUCUAGCCGACCCGUUGAAGUCCGAAGAAGACUGGGAGAGAGAGGUGGAAGGCCAUAAUCUUGAGCAACCCAUGAUCGUACGGGUUGGUGCCGAGGAACCGCAGCAGUUGGGCACUCUGUCGUUGACCAAGGGGAACUUGUUGCACGAGGUCAAAGUUUCUUCAGCAACUCUCAACGGGAAUAGCUUGGAGUUUCUGCUCAUGGAGACAAAUCUAUGUGCUUCGGCGCCAGAACAGGGGUCACUAGGAGGAUUUGAGGAUUCGGUAUUGGUCCCGACGGUCGAUAUACCAACAUCUAGCACGGGGAGAUAUACGCCUAUCACGACGCCUGUGCACAAAGCUCUCAUAGUCGCCGACGGAAUCAUGGGUGCAGCAUCGGUGGCGUCAAUACCCAUGCUCACAACCGAGGGCAGCGUCGCAGCGGCCGUCAACCUACCCGAAUACAAGCCAACCGACGAAUCAGCACUACCGUUUACUCCAGUAGAUGUCGGAACUGCAGGUAUCGGUCUAGGUCUCAUUCGAAGAGAUUUAAAAGACGCUAUGCAGUACGAGAAUCUCUGGUUCCAGAGUAACAUACCAAGGCUGGUCGAGUGGCUGAAAGCUGAUGUCAUGUCCACGGCUGAUCAUGUUACUAAGCCACCUGUUCGGCGGCUCAUCGCAUCAAUCCUCCAAAACGCUGCGGCGUCAAUUGAACGUGAAGAAACACAUCGGCUUUCCGCGUCGCUAACAGCAGCAGCAGCAGGCCCUACUGUUGCACGCUUGAAGAUGGGACUCGCAGACUGGGCAGAAUUUGCGCACACCGAGCUCCAAGAAGAGCUCGAUAUGGCAUUUGCAAGCCGGCGAUGGCGCAAACUGGGCUGGUGGAAGCUAUUCUGGCGCGUCGACGACGUCAGCAUGCUGACCAGUGACAUUCUCAACCAGCGGUUCCUUCCCGCAUCAGAAAGAAGUGUCAUUUUUCUUGCCGGGCGGAUGGAAGAAGCCGGUGUUUCCCUGAGCUCUUCGACAUCCCAUCCCGAUAUGUCACCAGCCGAAUCUCAGUCAGAAAAUGGCGUAACGUCGACAGCUACCCCAGAUCCCUCCGCACAAGCCGCCUCCGGCUGGCCAAGCAACAUUCCAUCCACACGAGCCUACCUCCAAAAUGUAACUAUACCCGCUCUCCAAGCUUUAGCCCAGAAGCUCGUCAUGCAAACUUUUAGCACCUCGGGCCUGACCACAUCCCUGGGCGCUCUCGCCUACUUCGGCACCCUGACGACGGGCAUCUACGAGGCUGGUGCGGUGGCCGCGCUGGGAAUCAUCUGGAGCCUGCGGCGUAUGCAGAAGCAAUGGGAGACGGCGCGGGAAUAUUGGGAAGGCGAGGUUAGGGAAGAGGGCCGCAAGGCAGUCCAGGGGGUGGAAAGGACCGUGGGUCGAGUGUUGGAACAGAAAAGCAAGGGGGGGGGCGGCUCCCAGGAGGGCAGAGAAGAUAUCCAAGAUGCGCGGGACUUGGUGGAGAAGGCCAGGGAGGCUUUGGAGAGGUUGGAAUAGGACAGGUAGGACGAAUACGGAGAGCCGCGGUGUAGACUACUACCACCUCUCUCAUCCAAGUAGAUGAGAAUGGCACAAUACCCGUACUGUAACAAUUUCACUAAGGUUAGAUUUGCAAACCCCUACAAUGACUUUAAUUUCAAGCCGUAAAGUUUCUAUAGUGGUUCUCUCGAUGUAGACGGGGGGACUUCACGGCACUUGGAACCCCAGCUUCGUCACUUUACCUGUGUUGGCAAUCCACCCCGAGUAGCUGCCAGUGCGUGAUAGUGAACAGACCACUAGGCCUAAGGCUAGAAACAUGCUUUGCUUGCCUCACUCUAAUGGUUUUGUUCGCAGGUUUCUGUGUACAACG